GGAGGUUUCUGUUCGCAUAAUAUUUUGCAGAUUGAAAACAAAAAAGGAGUCUGUAAUCACUCAUCAAAUAUUUGGUCCUCGUCAUCGACUCACGUCUGAAAAUGAAACUCUUUUUCAUUAACUCGGAACGGAACGUAAGUAAUUAUUUAUUGACACAUUUUAUUUGUUAUUUAUGACGAUGUUUCCGAUAGGUCGCAAUAAAUGUCUACAGGGGAGAUGUUGCCUAUUUCUUCGUGGACACCUUUCCAAAUUAAGCCUUUUUGAAGGAGUUUCCUAACGCUGGAAAGUUUCUUGAACCGAAUGCGAAAUGUUGUUGUCCAGAGAAGAGGCGUUUUCUUUCGCCGGGAUUUUAUUGGUCGUGUUCGUUUGUGGUCUCGUGGGUAACUUUCUUGUCUGUUUGGCGAUUUACUUCGACAAAGAUCUUCGCCAACAACACUCGAACUACUUUCUUUUUAACCUCGCCGUGACUGAUCUUCUAACUGUGGUCUUUGUGAUCCCAUUUUGUGCUGCGGCGCUGAUUCAAGGGGAUUGGAACUAUGGUGAUGCGUGGUGUCAAGCAACAGCUUUUGUUUACUACAGCUUGGCAAUCGUUGGCCUUGAAAGUUUAGCGUUCAUAAGUUGGGAUCGAUUUUAUGCCAUAAUCUAUCCCCUUAAAUACAGGGGGAAGGUAACACCGAGGAGAAUUUAUGCAGCCGUUGCGUUCAGUUGGAUGUGGGCCUUUAUUUUUACAAUCCCCUGCGCAGCCAUGGGUUGGUUUAGAUAUGGAGAAUACGAAUCUAUGUGCACUUAUAACUUCACCGGUACAGGCAAUGAGUGGAAAAUACGGGUCUUAAUUUACAGCGUUCUUACAAUUGCACUGUGUAUCAUAAUUCCAUCGACUGUGAUACUCUUUUGCUACUUUCGAAUAAUCUCCGUAGUGCGACAUCAAAACAGACGAGUGAACACCAUUACUUCGAGAGAGAUGACGAAUUCUAAAAAUUCGCGGCGCCAAGCUUGGAGAAGCUGUUACAGAUUUAAAGGUUUCCGAACAAUAACUGCGGUUAUAAUUUUGUUUAUUAUUUCGUGGACUCCUUUUAGUGCAACACGCUUUAUUAAAACGGUUGCAUGGAACCAUGAAAUUAUUCCCGCUGUGGCAGAUACAUUUGCAACUGUGCUGUCUUUGUUUAGCACAGCCGCCAAUCCUUUAGCGUACAGCCUCUUGAGAAGGGACUUCAGAAGAGCUUUUAAAAGGCUUCUUAGACAAAUAUGCUGUUGUGUUAAAAGAAGAGUAGAUGAAAACGAAGAGUAGAGUAAAGACCGCGAAAAGGGACGUGGCAAAACAUUUUGAUAGUUACAAAUGGAAACACAUGAGAAUGGAAAAAAAAUUGUUUCGUGGACGAACGUUCAAGAUAGUGCGUUGUUUGAAACGCAGAAUAGAUGAAUACGAAAAGUGUGAAAGUAGGACUGCAGGACAGUGAAUCUCUGCGAUUAUUUCAACUGGUCAGGGGAUCUUCAAAACCUUUAAUCAAUAAGAAUAUGUGGUACAUUUAAGAGAAGUGAAAAUCGAAACUUGUUUUAAUCGUAGUUUCAGUUUCUCCUUAAUUUAUUUGAAACGCCAUUAAACCAACUUGACUCUAAAUAAAUCACCUAAGUUGACUUCAAGCGCACAAAACCAUUUUUAAAUAUUAAUGAAGUACUGUAGACACCUUUAAUGGUGACUGUAGCUGUGAAUGAAACUUUAAUUUUCUUUGUUAGCUUGAAAAGAAGGGGAAGGGCCGCAUGAGUUUGAAGUAAACGCAUUUCUUUAGCAAGCUGCAAGUGUUAAGAGCUCUCUUUAGGAAUAACACCAGUUGACCAUUUUGUCCUCUUGACUUUCGGGAUGGUAGAAAUAAAUUCAAGUACGACAUGC
Messenger RNA from Stylophora pistillata, 1888 nucleotides. RefSeq names its product G protein-coupled receptor 161B-like. Gene Ontology annotation, molecular function: adrenergic receptor activity. The record is from RefSeq and is a predicted model, not a curated record. Gene Ontology annotation, biological process: G protein-coupled receptor signaling pathway. Gene Ontology annotation, cellular component: membrane. Lineage: Eukaryota; Metazoa; Cnidaria; Anthozoa; Scleractinia; Pocilloporidae.